CCUGCGCUCCGGGCCGCCGCUCCCCGGUGCCCCGCGCUAGCCACUUUGCACUCGCACGCACGCCCGACCUCGCCGCUGCCUGUCUCGCCAUGGGUCGACAGAAGGAGUUGGUGAAUCGUUGCGGGGAAAUGCUCCACAUCCGCUACCGGCUGCUUCGCCAGGCGCUGGCCGAGUGCCUGGGGACCCUCAUCCUUGUGAUGUUUGGCUGUGGCUCGGUGGCUCAAGUGGUGCUCAGCCGAGGCACCCACGGUGGCUUCCUCACCAUCAACUUGGCUUUUGGCUUCGCCGUCACCCUUGCCAUCUUGGUGGCUGGCCAAGUGUCUGGAGCCCACUUGAACCCUGCUGUGACCUUUGCCAUGUGCUUCCUGGCCCGAGAGCCCUGGAUCAAGCUGCCUAUCUACGCACUGGCCCAGACGUUGGGGGCCUUCUUGGGUGCCGGGAUUGUUUUUGGGCUCUACUACGAUGCAAUCUGGGCCUUUGCCAACAAUGAGCUUUUCGUCUCCGGCCCCAACGGCACAGCUGGUAUCUUUGCCACCUAUCCCUCUGGACACUUGGACAUGGUCAAUGGCUUCUUUGAUCAGUUCAUAGGCACGGCCGCCCUUAUUGUGUGUGUGCUGGCCAUUGUUGACCCUUAUAACAACCCCGUGCCCCGUGGCCUGGAGGCCUUCACUGUGGGCCUUGUGGUCCUGGUCAUUGGAACCUCCAUGGGCUUCAAUUCUGGCUAUGCCGUCAACCCUGCCCGUGACUUUGGACCUCGCCUUUUCACCGCCCUGGCUGGCUGGGGCUCAGAAGUCUUUACGACUGGCCGACACUGGUGGUGGGUACCCAUCGUCUCUCCACUCCUGGGAUCCAUUUGUGGCGUCUUCGUGUACCAGCUCAUGAUUGGCUGCCACCUGGAGCAGCCCCCGCCCUCCACUGAGGCGGAGAACGUGAAGCUGGCUCACGUGAAGCACAAGGAGCAGAUCUGAGUGGGCAGUGGCCAUCCCCGCCCCCACUGCUCGCUCUCUUGAGUGUCCACUGACUGUGUGGGGUCCAGUCUCUAAAAGCCCCUUGAGAUGCCUCUCAGGCUAAAACGCUCCCUGUAUCCACCCCCGCUGGAUGGCCCCUCCAGAAUUUCUACUGAACUCUAGGGCAUUAGCCUCCCACACUUAAGCCAAGGUAGGAUAGCAAGUAAGACCAAACGUCAAACGUCCUUUUGUUUCCCAAAAGAAAGAGGAUGGAGAGAGAGAGAGAGAGAGAGAGAGAGAGAGAGAGAGAGAGAGAGAGAGAGAGAGAGAGAGAGAGAGAGAGAGAGAGAGCAUGUGUAUGUGUGUGCUGUUUUCUAGGCACCAAGUUUUCAAAACAAACUGUAGCGGCUCAAGGGAGCCCAGGGGAAGGGAGAAGGCGAGCAAGCGCCGGAGUGCACCAGAGCGCAUGCGCUUCAGAGACUCCUCCAUGUGGAGGUGGACCCAGGAGUGUGUUUCUAAGUGUGGGCACAGGCGCGGCUACUGUUUUUUCUGAAAUGGACUUCUAGGCUUGGGGAGGGGGAAGGGAUAAGGGAUAAUAAGGGCGUAGCUCACAUCUGGAGCUAUGAUCCUCGACCAGGGGCCGUGUAAUAUGUUUCUGUUAUAAGAUAGACCUUGGGAGGGGCUGAAGUCCAGGUCGAAAGUUUCAUAAUUUGUUUUUUUUAAUAUAUAAAUAUAUACAUACAUAUAUGUUACAGUUUUAGGAAUAGGGGUGGGAAACUCCACUUUUUAAAAGGGUUUUCCUUCCUUUAAUCUUCCAAUCAACAAUGUACUGUUGCCUUUUAUAUUAAAAAAAAAAGAAUAAAAUGUAUACAUGCGAUAGGAA
Molecule: messenger RNA, 1830 nt
Organism: Apodemus sylvaticus (European woodmouse)
Lineage: Eukaryota; Metazoa; Chordata; Mammalia; Rodentia; Muridae
Gene: Aqp3
Product: aquaporin 3 (Gill blood group)
Exons: 6
Coding region: 90-968 (292 amino acids)
Biological process (GO): glycerol transmembrane transport; water transport
Cellular component (GO): basolateral plasma membrane; plasma membrane
Molecular function (GO): water channel activity; urea transmembrane transporter activity; glycerol channel activity
Source: RefSeq, a predicted model, not a curated record